Daldinia childiae is the source of this 483-nucleotide messenger RNA. RefSeq lists its product as uncharacterized. Bases 1 to 483 code for a protein of 160 amino acids. The record is from RefSeq and is a predicted model, not a curated record. Lineage: Eukaryota; Fungi; Ascomycota; Sordariomycetes; Xylariales; Hypoxylaceae. The transcript has a single exon.
AUGCGUCCUCUAACAGCAAGACGUACCAUAAGAGCUCUCAAGCGAGCCCUCCGCCACAGCGUCAACGCCCACCGCGCAUGCCGAGCACGCUUCACCCGACCUGUGGUAGCGAGUAGCAGUAACAGCAUAUCCCGGCCAGCAGCCUCAGCGGUUCAGGAACGAAUGCAGAAUGUUCCCGGCCUCCUUCUCAAUCUCCUUAAGAAAUUUCUAGAACUCAAUCAGUACAUCGCGCCCGUUUACGACUUGCGGGAUAUCGGACCCGUAGGACUUACCUCCUCGUAUGUCAUCAUUUCCUCUACGACGUCCUUGCUCGCUUUAUCUAGAUCCGUGCCGAAUUUAGCCAGAGCUUCCACGUGGGAGGCUGAGGCGGAUGGCGAUAUUCCGCUUACUACGCUGGCCCCGCUCAGACGUGUCUCGUCUGCGGCGCCGUCCGAUCCCUUUCGUGACAGCAUCUCUUCGCCGAGGUCCUCGACUUCGGCCUGA